Molecule: messenger RNA, 948 nt
Organism: Penicillium pulvis
Lineage: Eukaryota; Fungi; Ascomycota; Eurotiomycetes; Eurotiales; Aspergillaceae
Product: MBL fold metallo-hydrolase
Exons: 3
Coding region: 1-948 (315 amino acids)
Source: RefSeq, a predicted model, not a curated record
AUGCCCAAGUACCUUAACAUAAACGAUGUGACUGACGCGGAUUACAUACUCAUCUCUCACGCACACUUUGACCAUCUGCCUGGAGCCGACAGAAUUGCCAAGCAGACAGGAGCUAUCAUCAUCGCAAACUGCGAAGCCAUCAAUCGCCUUCGCGAUGCCGGCGUUCCAGAGGAGCAACUUGUCCCUGUCGCUGGAGGUGAACGGGUCCCUCUGUUUACUAAAGCUGUACGCGCUGCAGCCAAGGCAGGAGAAGUAGCUCUACGCGGAGGUCCUCCAGGUGCACCCCAAGAACCUCAUCAUACACUUGCUACUGCCGAGCUCCAUAUCUGGCCAAGCCUUCACUGUCUCAUCCCUGGCGAUCACUCCACGUUGCCGGACAUUUUCGACUCCGGGGCUGAAUACAUAGGCGGUAAUACGCCAUUUGACAGUACCUUGGAUAUUACCCGAGGAAUGGAAUACGGGAUAUUUCGCAUGAAGGAACUCAUAGGAAAGAGCAAUAUGGAUGAUAAGACUGCAUCCUUUACGAGAUGGAUCGAAGACAAAAAAACGAAUGUCAUGUCCGCUUGCGAUGGGGGGCAACUGAUGUUCAACAUCCUCCUCGGAGAGAAGGGUGGAGAAAGUAUGAACAUUUUGUUCAAUGCGCAUCUGGGCGCAUAUGAGGGAAUCGUUAAGUGCAUUGACCCCAAGCCAGAUGUCGCGGUGCUUGGAAUCGCAGGCCGCGCCAAUCUCAACGGUAGGCCUUGGGAUGGAUCCGCGGCGACGUUUGCGACGAACCUGGUCAAAUGGAUGGGGAUGCCGGAGAAAGUCAUUUGGUGCUUGCAUGACGAGUGUCUCAUUAAACCCUAUGAGGUUGAUACGAGAGCUGCGACAGAAUUAGUGGAGAAAGAAACCGAGUCCAAGGUGGUGGACCUCCCUCAUGGCUUGCCAUAUGAAUUGUUCUCUAGUUGA